This is a messenger RNA of Pichia kudriavzevii, 1380 nucleotides long. RefSeq lists its product as uncharacterized. The record is from RefSeq and is a predicted model, not a curated record. Gene Ontology annotation, cellular component: nucleolus. Gene Ontology annotation, molecular function: RNA binding; DNA binding. Bases 1 to 1380 code for a protein of 459 amino acids. NCBI's taxonomy places the organism in Eukaryota, Fungi, Ascomycota, Pichiomycetes, Pichiales, Pichiaceae. The transcript has a single exon. Gene Ontology annotation, biological process: ribosomal small subunit biogenesis; ribosomal large subunit biogenesis.
AUGGGCAAUUCUCUAGAAGAACGUCUACAGGAGCAUUCUAAUGCCUUUGAUGGAUUAUUAUCUCUCAUUCCAGCCAAAUAUUACUACGAUGAAGAAACGUCUAACCAAUGGCAGCAGAAGCGGAAAUCGAAGGAGGAACGUCAAGAAAAUAAGAGACAGAAGUUAAAUCCAGAGAAUAACAAAAACGUCACUGCUAAGGACGUAUUAACAGAGGCCGAAAAAACUGCCAAACCUGUUGUUUUACCCGGCGAAAAAUUCAAAAAGCAUCAAGAGAUGAUGAAACGGCAAAAAGAAGUACAUGAAGCUGACAGUGGCGAUGAUGUAGUAGCGCCCGGUAGUGAAGAGCUAGAAAAUAGUAGUGACGAAGAGGAAAAUGCUGAUAAGGGAGACGGUGAUGAAGCUAUCAUUCAAGAUUCUGUAACAAUUGUCUUUGAUGAUAAUGGAGAAGAAUCUGUGAAUGGAGAGUUCAAAAAGGCACAAAUCCAAGAAAAACAGAAGAAGCAAAAGGGAAAACCCGAGCUAAGUCAAGAAGAAAGAGAAGCGAGAGAGAGGAAACAUAAGGAACUAAAGGCUAAACUUCAGGCAAAAAUUCAAAGCAUGAGAGAAAAGAGAAAAGCGCCUGGUACUAAAGUUGCAGGUGCUGCCACCUCAAGACAGCAGAUUUUGGAAGAGAGACGCAGAAAGGCAGAGUUGAAGAAAGAUUUGAAAAAGAAGGGAAUUGAGGAAGAUGAUGAUGAAAGCAGUAGUGAUGAUGAUGAUGAAGAGGAGGAGGAAAGCGAUGCUAACCAGGAAAAACCGGGAUCAAAUGUUAUGUUUGGAAAUAUUGAAUUUAUGGACGGUGAAAGAGUGUCGAGUGAUUUGACCUCUACAAGAAAAAUUGGUAAAAAGAAAGGGCCAGCUAAUAAGGAUAUUAAAGGGCAUCUGAAGAUUCUUGAAAGAGAAAAGGAAAAGGUCAAAGAUAUGGAUGCAGAUGCCAGAAAGAAAUUGGAAGAUAAGCAAAAGUGGCAAAAGGCUCUAGCAAGUGUGCAGGGUGUUAAAGUUAAAGAUGAUGAGAGACUAUUGAAGAAAGCAUUGAAGAGAAAAGAAGCCGUCAAGAGAAAGAGUGAACGUGAAUGGAAAGAUCGUAUACAAAUUGUUGCAGAUGAAAAGAAAAUGAAAGCUGACAGAAGAGAAGAAAACUUGCGUAUUAGAAAGGAGAACAGGGGCAAAGAUCGUAAGCAUCAAGUCAAGCAAUUACCUAGUUAUAAACGUAACCGUGGAUCCAAAAAGCUUGCUGGCAGCGGUGCUAAACGUGCUGGAUUUGAGGGAGGUAUCCGUAGUAAGGGCAAAGGAAGUACAGGCGGUAAAAGUCCGGGUAAAGGCAGAGGUGGCAAAAAAUAG